This is a messenger RNA of Gallus gallus (chicken), 2634 nucleotides long. RefSeq names its product elongator acetyltransferase complex subunit 2 (gene ELP2). Gene Ontology annotation, biological process: tRNA wobble uridine modification. The transcript has 22 exons. Gene Ontology annotation, cellular component: elongator holoenzyme complex. NCBI's taxonomy places the organism in Eukaryota, Metazoa, Chordata, Aves, Galliformes, Phasianidae. The record is from RefSeq and is a predicted model, not a curated record. Gene Ontology annotation, molecular function: protein binding. The coding region runs from base 10 to 2493 and encodes 827 amino acids.
GGGGGAAAGAUGGCGGCGCCCGUCUCCGUCUGCCAUGUCGCCUGCUGUGCCAACCGGGUUGGCGGCGGGGUCGUAUCCUGGGGUCGUGAGGGGCUCCUCGCGUUCGGCAGCUGCCGGGAUGUCGUGCUCUACCAGCCGGCGGCCCGGCGGACGGUGGCGGCGCUCCGAGGGCACGGCGGCAGGGUGAGCUGCGUGCGCUGGAUCCGGCGGCGGGACGGCGCAACUGAAACAGAGUUAGUUUCUGGUGCAUCUGAUAAAAAGCUCAUUCUCUGGGAGUGGAAUGGGACAGAAGUUUGGAAUGAUCAGCUUGUGAAAAGCGUUCCUCUCGAAGGCCAUACUGAAGCUGUUUGUGCUGUGGAUGCUAUCUACCAAUCAGACGAACCUGAUUUAAAUCUGUUAAUAGCUUCUGCAGCAUCUGACUCUACUGUGAGAAUCUGGUCUCGGCGUGAUUCAGAAGUUAAAUGCAUUGAAGUUCUGCAAUUUGGAAAUGGAUUUGUUAUGGAUGUUUCCUUAUCCUUCUUGCCUGGCAGCAAUGUACCAAUUCUGGCUUGUGGUGGUGAUGACUGCAAAAUAAAUCUGUUUAUACAGCAGAAUGGUCAGUUUCAGAAAACAUUAACACUCCCUGGCCAUGAAGAUUGGAUAAGAGGCGUUGAAUGGGCGAUCUGUGGUGGUGAUCUAUUCUUAGCAAGCUGUGCUCAGGAUUGUUUGAUAAGAAUUUGGAAAGUGUGUACAAAAUCAAAGCAGUUUUCAGAAAUUGAAGAUGAUUCUAUCAGACUGAAAGAGAAUAUUUUUACUGUUAAAGAUACUGAUACAACAUAUGCAAUUACUUUGGAGUCUGUGUUGGCUGGCCAUGAAAACUGGGUGUACGCAGUCCACUGGCAACCUUCCUUUUCCAAAGUAGGUGGCAGCAUGCAACAACCAAUGAGGAUAUUGUCUGCAUCGAUGGAUAAAACUGUGAUCAUCUGGGAACCUGAUAAGGAAUCUGGAGUUUGGCUAGAACAGGUGCGGGUAGGUGAAGUGGGUGGCAAUACCCUUGGAUUUUUUGACUGCCAGUUUAGUCCAGAUGGUUCAAUGAUCAUUGCUCAUGCUUUUCAUGGAGCAUUCCACCUUUGGAAACAGGCUUCAGUUAGUAAGAAAGAAUGGACUCCAGAAGUUGUGAUUUCAGGACAUUUUAACAGUGUUGAGGAUGUACAGUGGGACCCAGAAGGAGAAUUUAUCAUCAGUGUUGGUUCUGAUCAAACUACUAGACUAUUUGCUCCAUGGAAAAGAAAAGACGAGACAGAGGUAACCUGGCAUGAAAUUGCACGGCCUCAAGUACAUGGGUAUGACAUGCGUUGUCUGGCAAUGAUUGGCCGGUUUCAGUUUGUGUCAGGAGCGGAUGAAAAGGUGCUUCGAGUUUUUUGUGCUCCCAAGAACUUUAUAGAAAAUUUCAGUAACAUCACUGGUAUUCCAAUGGAGAAGCUGUGUUCCCGUCUAUCUUCUGACCUUCCAGAAGGUGCAACUGUGCCAGCAUUGGGUUUAUCCAAUAAAGCUGUUUUUGAAGGAGAUAUAUCUGCUCAAGUAGCUGAGGAUGAAGAAACAUUUAAUACUAUUUCUAAUCAGUAUCCUGAGAUAUAUUUUCAACCCCUGAUCCUUACAGAACCUCCUCAAGAGGAUCACUUGCUGCAGAAUACAUUGUGGCCUGAAGUUCAGAAGUUGUAUGGACAUGGAUAUGAAAUAUUUUGUGUUGCUUGCAAUAAUUCAAACACUGUAAUUGCCUCGGCGUGUAAGGCUUCCAAAAAAGAACAUGCAGCAAUUAUUUUGUGGAGCACUUCUUCUUGGAAGAAAAUACAGAGUUUGCCAUUUCACAAUCUGACAGUUACUCAGCUGGCAUUUUCACCUAAUGACAAACUUCUAUUAGCGGUGUCUAGAGACAGAAAUUGGUCACUGUGGAGGGAAGAAGACUCAUCAGAGUCAGGACCAGUUUUCAGUUGCUGUGCAUACACAGACAAAAAUACAGCUGUUCACAGUCGAAUCAUUUGGUCUUGUGAUUGGACGCCAGAUAGCAAGUAUUUUGUUACUGGCAGUCGGGACAAAAAGGUCAUCAUCUGGGGUCAGUGUGAUUUACCUGUGACUACUGAAGGCAGUGUGUUGGAUUCAAUCAAACCUUGUUCAACAGUACUGGAUGCUGGAGAUUCUGUUACUGCCGUUAGUAUCAGCCGUGUGCUUACUCCUGAUGGAAGGUAUGUUGUUGCAAUAGGCUUAGAGAAUGGGAAGAUAAACUUUUAUACGUGGAAGCAGAGUGGACAAGAACCAUCAGUAGCUGACUGGACCAAGUGUGUUGAGAUGGAUAACAGCCAAAGCCAUGCUCUUGCUGUGAAACGUUUGUGUUGGAGACAUCGUGAGGGCAGAGCUGGACAUAAUGAUGAGAACAACAGCGAGUGGUUGCAGCUUGCAAGUUGUGGAGCUGAUCACUGUGUUAAAAUAUUCAAUGUCAACAGAUUUGCUCUUUAACAGAGACAGCAGGCCUGUCUGCAAAAUGAAUUCACAACACUUUUUCAGUAUUGUUUAAUCUUGUUUUUGAAUUCUCUUUUCUGCUGUGGAAAAUGAAACAUCUGAAAUAUAACUUAUUAAAACAACUUUGAUAAUUGGAAA